Colius striatus (speckled mousebird) is the source of this 7387-nucleotide messenger RNA. RefSeq names its product SR-related CTD associated factor 11 (gene SCAF11). The record is from RefSeq and is a predicted model, not a curated record. Lineage: Eukaryota; Metazoa; Chordata; Aves; Coliiformes; Coliidae. Gene Ontology annotation, molecular function: RNA binding. Gene Ontology annotation, biological process: spliceosomal complex assembly. The transcript is spliced from 15 exons. Bases 470 to 4627 code for a protein of 1385 amino acids.
AGGGAAGGCGGGCAGCGGUGCCGUCCCGCUCUGGCCGGGGCCUUCGCCUCCGCUCAGAGCCCGCCGGGAUCGGGUGCUUCUUCUCUCCCGCUCUCUGCUCCGCUCCGUCGGACAGAGGGCGGGGUUUGUUGCCGUCUCAGGCCUCGGGUUCUCCUCCGUCCCCUUCUCUCGCCGCCCGUGUCGUGGCGCCGGCCGAGGGGCUGCCCCGACCCGCUGCUGGCGCGCGGCCGCCGUGACAGGCCUCUGCGGGGCCCGGGGGGCCGCCCUCGGGGCGAGAGGGGAAACAAAGAGGGGCGGCCGGGGCGAUCCACAGCUCCCGGGACACCGCAGGACCCUUUCGCUCCGUCGGCUCUUGUGAAGGCGGCACGGGAGGAGCGGCAGCCCUGCGCGGUGAGCCGUGCGCGGGGACCUUCCCGCCGAGGCGGCCGCCUGAACAAAGGUCCCAGCCCGGACUAUAUUUUGUAAGAAGAUGAAGCACAGAAAGCAAUGUAUUCAAGAUACUGAGGGUCAGAAGCAUGAAGGCAUGGAAGGUGAAGAAAAUGAAGAAAGCUGUUCUUGUUCUACGUCAUUGUGUGAUGGUGACACAUGCCCCAUCUGUCUGAACUGCCUUCUAGAACAAGAGAUUGGUUUUCCUGAGAACUGCAGGCAUACCUUCUGCAUGACUUGUAUUCUUAAAUGGGCUGAGACCCAGGCUUCAUGUCCUAUUGAUCGCAGACCAUUUCAAGCAGUAUGCAGACUUGAUGCAUUAGAAGAGCAGAUAAAGGUUCAGGUUAAAAAACAACUAAAGAGGAAGGAAGAAGAGGAGAACUGUGCCUGCAAUAAGGGAAGAUGUAGCCAUGUGAAGAUAAGUUCUGUGAGAAAAUCUGUGUGUACAGACAGAGGGCCAUUAACAGCAAAAUUAAGCAAAGUCAUGAAGAAAAAAUACAGUAAUAUUUUGUACGACAAACAAAACAAGAAAGCAUUGUCUGUGAAGAUAAACAAGCCCAGGAGACAGACCUGCUGGAAUGAGUGCUUCAGAACUAAUUUCUUCAGCACGCUUCUGGCUGGUGGUAGCAAUGAAGAAUCCUUUCACAGCUGUACAAAUGACUGUACAGAAUUCACAGAGGUCAAUGCAGCCAUCAGACAGAAGAGACAGGAACUGGAAUUGUCCUGUUCAUCUGCAGUUGCUAGAGUUGAAAGAAUUCCUUUAAUGUCUUAUGGAGCUGAAGCUGAGACCUUUCUUCUCACUUCUGCAGUGGCAGGGACGAUUCUUCCAACAAAUAUCAGGCCUUUGGAAAACUUUGAAUCUUUAGGCAAACGAUAUGCUGUUGCUUGUACCCAAGAAGGAGAAGAGAAAAAGCAAGCUUCUGGUUCAUCUGGCACUAGAGGAACUAGAAAGAAAUGGGUUAAUGCUACUCCCAGAAGAAGGUCUGCACGAAACAGCAAGAACGAGACUCUGGGUCCAUCUCGGAGCUCACCUCGGUCGAGCAGCUCUGCAUGUGGUGCCUCCGAUGGCAACAGCCCAUCUCUCAAUAAGUUGCCUUCAGAAUCAGAGAAGGCUCCUCCAAAACGAAAGUCUAAGAGAACAGUUAAACAGCAAACACCCGUGGUUAAAAAGAAACUGAGGAGUUCUGUGCGUUCCGAAAAGUCAUCCAGUGAUUCAGUGGAAGAUGAUGACGUUGCUGAGCCUGAAGCAGUUCCGACAUUAGAUGAAGACCAGCAGUCAGAUAAUGAGAGCAAUAACACAAGCCUUCCGCAGGAAAAUAACGCAGAAACAGAAUCUGCUAAUGGACUGGAAAGCUGUAGUGAACAUGCAGAAAUUGAGGAAGCUGUAGGAAACUGUGGCAACGAUGAAGAUACUUCAGGCAACAUGGAUAUAAGCUUUUCUGUCCAAGAACCUCCAGUACUAACCUCAGGGAGUGAAAGUCAGGAACUUGAAGUAAAAGCAGUUACUGAAAAAAAUGUCAGUCUUAAGAAUCAGGAUAUCUGUGAAGAUACUCUUGAACAAAUGGAAACAGUAGCUAGCCCCAGAGAUGAAGUAUGUGACUGUGCAGCUUUAGAAAAAGUAGAUGAGACGCUGUGUAGUCCUCAAAAUGAAUUGAUGGAGGAUGUAGAAACUUUGACAGAAAUAGAUCAGCCUGUAGCUAGUCCAGAAAAAGAAUUGUUAGAAGAUCCAGAACUCUUGGGAGAAGAUCAGCCAUUAGAGAGCCCCAGAAGCAAAUUGCCUGAGCAUCCAGAAGCCAUAAAAAUAGACGAUUCCAAGGCUGAAGAAAAAACAGUAGUGACUUGUGCAAGUACAGAUAUUCAAAACACAGAAACUGUUGAAGACAAAGAACCAAAUACGUUACUGCAGGGUAUCUCCAUGGACAGUACAUCAGAACAGUCAUUAAAAGACAACACCAUGCCAGACAGUGAAGAGAGUGGAACUUUAAAGUCCCCCCAGGUAAAUGUUGAGCAGAAACAUUUUGCUGAAGAUAACAAUGAAAUGAUACCAAUGGAUUGUGAUUCAUUUUGCAGUGACCAGAAUGAGCCUCAAAUCGAGCAGUUACCACCAGCUGAAAGCACGGAGCAAGGAGAAGUGAGCUCUAUGCAGUGUGAUGUGGGGAACUGUACGUCAGUUUCAGCACUUUCUGAUGAAAAAAAUGAAAGUGUUCCUCAAGAAAAAGAGUGCCAGACAGAACUCAAAAAAGAUAAAAAGGCUCGAACUAGAAGGUCUAGAUUUCACUCUCCAUCAACAACUUGGUCUCCUUCUAGGAGAGAGGGCAGGAAAUCUCAGUCACCAUCCCCUAAAAGGGAGAUGACCAGAGACAGGGGUUCACGAUCACCCAAGAAGGAAACUAUCAGGGAGGGAAGGAGAUCCUUCUCUCAGUCUCCAAAGAGAGAGACACUCAAAGAUGAGAAAAAAGCACCGUCUCGAUCUCCCAAAAGGGAAACUGUCAGGGACAGCAGGAGAUCGUCUUCCCGGUCAAGAACUAAGGAUUCGUCUCCGAGGCAAAAAUCGAGAUCUCGAAGCAGUGAUAGAGACAGUCAGAGAAGAGACCGUGACCGAGAAAGAAGAAACAGGAGGUGGUCCAGAUCACGGUCACGAUCUAGGUCAAGGUCACGAUCUAGGACAAGAAAUAAAGGUUCUUCAUUCUCCAGAAAUGAGAGGGACGGUCAUUCGCCUCGAUGGAAGGAGAGGUGGGCAAAUGACAGCUGGAGGAGUCCCAGAGGACACGAUCGAUACAGAAGGAGUGAUCAAGAGAAACAGAACGAGAGUCUGAAAAAAGACAAGGACAACACAGAAAAAACCAACGAUGAUCAGUGUUCUUCAGAUAGGCGAAGGAACGAUUGUCCAGAUUGGGUAAUGGAAAGGAUAAACUCUGUUCCCGAAGUCAGGAACAGAGAGAGAGACAAACAGCACUGGGAGGAGGGCAGGCACGAUAAUUCGGGACAGUCUUGGAAUAAAAACUUUGGUUCAGGUUGGAUUCCGAAUCGAGGGAGAGGCCAGCGUGGCAGGGGUGGGCGUGGAAGAGGCGCUUUCAUGUACGGAGAUCAGAGCGAAAAUCACUGGCAAAACAGAAAACCUCUCUCAGGGAACUCAAAUGGUUCUGGGAAUGAAACUUCCAAGUUCCCAGAACAGCAGCCAUACAAGCGUAAGAACGAGCAGGAUUACUCUUUCGAUACGCCUGCCGACAGGUCUGGGUGGACGUCUGCAUCCAGCUGGGCUGUAAGAAAAACUUUACCUGCCGACGUGCAGAAUUACUAUUCGAGAAGAGGCCGCAGUUCAUCAAGCCCACAGUCUGGGUGGGGAAUGAGACAAGAGGAGGAGACACUUGAACAAGAUGCAAACCUCAAAGAGCAAGGCAGCCAGCAGAGCGAUGGUUCUCAGCUGCCAGUGAAUCUGAUGCAGCAGCAGCAGCAGCAGCAAAUGAAUGUGAUGCCCCAAGUGCCAGCGCAGCACCAGCCCAUGAAUAUCUAUCCGUACCCAGUGGGAGUCCCUCCCCCCAUGAUGAACAUGCAGCGCAGCCCAUUCACCAUCCCCCCGCCACUGCCCCUGCACCUCCCUGCCGCCGUGCCUCUCAUCCAGGUAGCUGCUCCCACCAACCUGUCUCAGGGAUUACCUCCGCCUCCACCUCCGCCCCCACCAUCUCAGCAAGCCAGCUACAGUGCUUCACAGCAAGAUGCCAAACAACUGCAGGGUGUUCCAAAUGCUGCCCAUGUAAGUAAUAACAUGAGCGCUCCAGCCAUGCCUGCUCCAGCAGCAGUCCUGGGAAACAUGGGAACAGUUCAGGGACCAAGUUCAGGUAAUGCAACGUCGUCAAGUAACAUCAAGAGCUCUAAUGCAGCUGUCAAACUGGGAGACAACAAAGCAAGUGUAACAGUGGAGGCCAGCGCAGAUAGCUCCAAGAAGGACCAGAAAUUGAUAAUUCAAGAAAAAGCGGCACAAGAGGUCAAACUGGCUAUUAAACCUUUCUACCAAAACAAAGACAUCACCAAGGAAGAGUAUAAAGAAAUCGUGCGGAAAGCUGUGGAUAAAGUUUGUCACAGCAAGAGCGGAGAGGUGAAUUCUGCAAAAGUGGCAAAUCUGGUGAAAGCUUACGUAGACAAGUACAAACACUCUCGGAAGAAGAACCCCGAAGAGGCAGUGUCCUGUGAAAGGAAGUAGAACGUGGUUUCAGUUCUGAAUUUUAUUCUAUCUGCAAAGUGCAAUUUCAAGGUGAACCGUUAACUGAAAAUUGUACAUGACAGUCAUUUGAAUUCUGGUUUUGAUAAAAUUAUUUUUCAAUGUAGUAUAUAAUGUUUUGUUCUAAAGAAAUAUAGAUCUACGGGGCAAUUUCUUUAUUCCUUUUUAAACACAGAUGUCUAAAAAUAAAGGUGUAAAGAAAAAUCAUUAGGAAUGUACGAUUGUGUGGAUACUUAGAUGUACAGCGUUUUGACUUGAAUAACAGAGUGCAUUUAACGAGAGACUCCCGCCUGAGUACUUGGGUUGUGGAGCAGGUAUGUACAGAACACGGAAUCGCUCAAAGUGAAAUGUUUCUUUUGAUUUCUCCCUAAUUGUAGCAAAGAUAAAAUAAUGUAUUGCCUUGGCAAAGAUUUCUCACAGUAACUGGACAGGCUGAAUGCAGGGGGGCACAAGGGGUGUAUGUGGGGGGAAAAAAAAGCACAUGGAGUCGUCUGCCCAGGAGAACUGUUUAGAUUUUAGAAAGAGGCGACACAAACAAACAGUAAAAUGCAGUGCCCAAAGCCCCGGGCCCUGCACAUCUGUUGUAACACCAAAUAAAAACAAUGCUGCUUGGUUUUGUUUGUGACGUUUUUCACUUUGUUUUGAGGUAGUGGGACGAACUUGAAUCGUUGUCCUGCGCUGAAAGCCCUCGGUCACCACCCACUGAUGACUGCAGUUGGUGCCUGUAGCUCGUAGGGAACUAGUGGGCUAAAGCUGGACCUUCAGCGAUGAAACCAGGUUCGUCUUUCAGUACAAUCAAGGAAGCUGGGGCUUGCUGCUCAGGGACUGCCAGUUGUGCCAGUCUUGGCUGUGUGACUGUGUAACUCUCUUCCCCCUUACCCAGGAGCUGUAGCUUGGGCCACCACACCCAUGGCACUGCACCUGUGCAACCUGAAGUCACGGGCAGCAGCUUCUCUCCUGGCCCGAGCCCUUUUACAGAGAGGGUGGUAGCGGUGCCACAAACAUUUUAAAAGCAGAGGUGGAGUGAUUGAUUGGGCUGGGGGAACACUCACACCUUCGGUAACAGGAGUUUUGCUGAGGUGGCAGCAGGGAGGGUUGCUGAAACAGUGCGAGAACAGUGAGAGCACUACACGCUCCUCACGGAAAGAACAGCUCCUACAGCAGGGGCCUUACGCCAAGACAGAAAUGUUUGUUCCCUUACUCUCAGCACUAAUAAAGUGUUGGCAGUCCCCCUCCCCUGCUGCUCUGCGGUGAGAACCUUUGGUGUGGGCUGAGCUGAGCCUGGCUUCUGCCCCAGCCCAGGGGCUCUGGCAUGGAUACACCCUCCUGACGGAAAGGAGCGAGCGUGUGUUCUGAGAAUGCAUCUCUUUGGAGCCAGUAGUUCCCAAAUUAACUUUUCUUGGCAGAAAAACAGCCUUACCCUGUAAGUAACUUUUGCAGAAGCCUGAGGAUGAAAUAAAGGAUACUCCUGUACACACAUGUGGUUAGAGAUGUGUAAAAAUGCCACGUGUGUCGUGACAGGUGAUCGCUGGGGUCCAGCUGUAACUUCCUACAGCCAUAAUGAUGCAUUUGCCUAUAUUUAUUUUUGUGUGCCUAAUUAAGAAAAGCCUAUGUACAUUAGAAACAGGUAUAAUACAUUUUCUACAGUCAAGCCAGGUUUUAGAUUUUUCAAGAUAGUCAGUUUUACACUGUGGUGGCAAUUUGUAUGACCUCUGGAAUUAUGUGAAGCUAAAAUGGGUUAGCACUUUCUGAGGAAUGUUGUAGCAAAUUGCUAUGUCUCUCCUGGUUUAUCACGCCGUGCGUACUUAUUUUUAUUACCUUUUCCUUCUCUGAAGUUUAGGACUGUAAUGACUUUUUCUACCUUUUUACUCUAUACAGUUGAGCCUUGCUACGAAGCUCCUUUCAGGAGCCGGAUAAAUGUUCUGUGGCUUUUUUUGCCCUUUUAGAGGAGAGGUGGAAAUUGGGUGGGAAGGAGCACUGGAGGAUUUAAAGGGGGAGAGGAUCACUGGUUUCUUGUUGUGCAGCUCUGACUGGAAGGGAAGCUGUCACUUGCUGCCACACUGUUGGGGCAGUGACUGUAGUGAUGCUCCACUGUAUUUCAAAAUGUAAUGAAGAAUAUCAGAUAGAGUAGCAUGUGAUCGGUAACUUUUUUAACGAUGAAAUACUUCAGAACUUAUCAGAAGAUAAGCAGUUCCUUAUAAUUUCUAUGUUGAAUCGAAAAAAAUUGCAUUGCCUUAAUCCAUAGACUCUCCUAUUUUUCCCAAAAAGCAGUAAGGUCUCUGUUGGUGCCACUGCCCAAGUACUUUAACCUCAUAGUUCUGGUUUUGUUAAAAGAGCAUGAAAGCUAUAUUUCUAUUUAUUGAAACUCCUUGUACUGAAAGUCCCAAGGUGCAUUAGCAGCGAGGCAGAGUGGGGGGGAAGCUGAGCCCCCUCUGCCUGCUGGGUCGGUGAUUCGUUCUAUCCUAAUGGCCUUAAACACUUCUAAACGUGCACACCUUAGACCUUCUGUGAACUUAUGCAAACUGAAAGGGUUUUCCUUGCACUCCUGCCACUGUCUCAUUCACUGUGCAUGCUGCUUGAAUGUCUCUUACUAAAGAUGUAACUUAUGAGCACAGUGGCUGUCCAAAGUCCACAGGAUGGUGUUUGUAGCAUACGGCUGGAGUGCUGUCUACUGGAAAACAUACUCUUAAAAACUAAGUUUUGUGUAGUGCUUAACAGUUUCUAAUAAAUUCUUUUCACUAA